Molecule: messenger RNA, 821 nt
Organism: Camelus dromedarius (Arabian camel)
Lineage: Eukaryota; Metazoa; Chordata; Mammalia; Artiodactyla; Camelidae
Gene: DUSP23
Product: dual specificity phosphatase 23
Exons: 2
Coding region: 134-586 (150 amino acids)
Biological process (GO): protein dephosphorylation
Cellular component (GO): cytoplasm
Molecular function (GO): protein tyrosine phosphatase activity; protein tyrosine/serine/threonine phosphatase activity
Source: RefSeq, a predicted model, not a curated record
GACCACGUGGUUCCAGGAGGCCCCUGUGCUAGUGCUAGGUAGGUGGAGGGUUACCCGGCCCCGGAAGCGGUGGGCGAAGCGGGAGGGGCCGGCCUCGCCCCCGGUACCCGCUGUCCUGUGCCCUUCCCCAGUCAUGGGCGUGCAGCCCCCCAACUUCUCGUGGGUGCUCCCCGGCCGGCUCGCGGGGCUGGCGCUGCCCCGGCUCCCCGCCCACUACCAGUUCCUGCUGGACCAUGGUGUCCGGCACCUGGUGUCACUGACGGAGCGGGGGCCCCCGCAUAGCGACAGCUGCCCCGGUCUCACCCUGCACCGACUGCGCAUCCCAGACUUCUGCCCGCCGGCCCCCGACCAGAUCGACCGCUUCGUGCAGAUAGUGGACGAGGCCAACGCCCGGGGAGAGGCGGUGGGGGUGCACUGUUUCCUGGGCUUUGGCCGCACCGGCACCAUGCUGGCUUGUUACCUGCUGAAGGAGCGGAAACUGGCUGCAGGAGACGCCAUCGCUGAGAUACGGCGCCUUCGACCUGGCUCCAUCGAGACCUAUGAGCAGGAGAAAGCAGUCUUCCAGUUCUACCAGAGAACUAAAUAAGGGACCUCAGCAUCCUUCUGCCAGGGCCCCGUUGCCCUGACCUGUGCAUUAGAUGGGGCCAGAGACUAAAAGUGGACUGAAAGUGCCAAGCCCUCCAGCACCCAGCUGGCUUAAGAGACUGAAGCGGCCCUUCCCUGCAGGCAGGUCCUGGUCGGAGGAAUGGCUGGAGCUGCAUUGAUUUGAGGGCUGGGGGGCGUCCCUCUGCUGCUGCUUUGAAUAAAUAACUUAAGAAACA